AACCUCUCUCUCUCCUCCUUUGUGAUUUCCGCCUGUAAUUCUCUAUACUUUCUCUCGUCUCCAUCUUCCAUUCAAAUUCCUCAUUUUUCUUCUUCAUCCUUUGUACAGAAAAUGGAGAGCUUAGCACUGCACUCUCUCUCCACCACCACCACCGCCACCACAAGAACAACCUCCUUCUUUCUAUCUACUGGUACUCGUAAUUCCUUAUUCCAUAGAUCCCUAUCAACAAAACCAAUCUCCAAAUUUCCAUCUUCCAUUACUUCACUACCCACUAUUAGAUCACAUUCUUUCUCCUCUCAAAAACCAUUGCUUUUCAAUCCAAUCCACAAACCCUCCAAAUCCCAUUUCCCAAUCUGCUUCUCUUCUCCAAAAAAUGACUCUUCAGUCACCACUACCACUAACCCACCUCCACAAGGCGCAAGGAUUGUACCUUUAAUUGUUUCUAUAGCUGUUGGUGUAAUUCUUCGUUUCUUUAUUCCUAAACCUGUUGAAGUAACACCACAAGCUUGGCAAUUGUUAGCAAUUUUUAUUUCGACUAUUGCUGGUCUUGUUUUAAAUCCUUUACCAGUUGGUGCAUGGGCUUUUCUUGGGUUAACCACUUCUAUAGUUACUAAAACAUUGACAUUUUCAACUGCUUUUAGUGCUUUUACAAAUGAGGUUAUUUGGUUAAUUGUUAUUUCUUUCUUUUUUGCUCGUGGGUUUGUUAAAACUGGAUUAGGUGAUAGAGUUGCUACUUAUUUUGUCAAGUGGUUAGGGAAAAGUACUUUGGGAUUAUCUUAUGGAUUGACUAUUAGUGAGGCUCUUAUUGCUCCUGCAAUGCCUAGUACUACUGCUAGAGCUGGUGGUGUUUUCUUGCCAAUUAUCAAGUCAUUGUCUCUGUCAGCAGGGAGUAAGCCAGGUGAUGCUUCUUCAAAGAAGCUUGGAUCUUACCUCAUUCUAUCACAAUUUCAGUCUGCUGGAAACUCUAGCGCACUGUUCCUGACUGCUGCAGCUCAAAAUUUGCUGUGUCUCAAAUUGGCUGAGGAACUUGGGGUGAUAAUCUCAAGCCCUUGGAUUUCUUGGUUCAAGGCUGCUAGUUUGCCAGCAUUUCUUUCGCUGCUAGCUACACCGCUUGUCUUAUAUAAGCUUUAUCCUCCUGAAACCAAGGAUACACCAGAGGCCCCUGCAAUGGCUGCAAAGAAACUUGAGAAUAUGGGUCCUGUCACAAAAAAUGAAUGGGUCAUGGUUGGUACAAUGCUUCUUGCAGUUUCUUUGUGGGUGUUUGGGGAUGCUCUUGGAAUACCUAGUGUUGUCGCUGCAAUGAUUGGCUUAUCAAUAUUACUUUUGUUGGGAGUUCUUGAUUGGGAUGACUGUUUAAGCGAAAAAUCAGCUUGGGAUACCUUGGCUUGGUUUGCUGUUCUGGUGGGCAUGGCAGGCCAGCUGACUAACCUUGGUAUCGUAACUUGGAUGUCUGAUUGUGUGGCCAAGUCCCUUCAAUCUCUCUCUUUGAGCUGGCCAGCUGCUUUUGGUGUUCUUCAGGCGUCUUACUUCUUUAUUCACUACUUAUUUGCUAGUCAAACUGGUCAUGUGGGAGCACUAUACUCUGCAUUUCUUGCCAUGCACUUGGCAGCUGGGGUACCUGGUGUCUUGGCUGCGCUCGCUUUAGCUUACAAUACAAAUCUUUUUGGAGCUAUCACACACUAUAGCAGUGGUCAGGCUGCUGUCUAUUAUGGAGCUGGAUAUGUAGACCUUCCUGAUGUGUUCAAGAUGGGAUUCGUGGUAGCACUAAUAAAUGCUGUUAUCUGGGGAGUCGUUGGAACUUUCUGGUGGAAAUUUUUGGGCCUCUAUUAAUUUCAACUUUCCAUGUUCAAAAGCUGAAGGCGAAGCUGGUCCAGCUCCUGCGGUAGUUGAAAGUUUGCAGCAAUAUCCUUGGGUGCAGUUGUACAAGCCUUCUGUCAUCUUGACAAAGUCCCGGUACAACUGACAGCUCUAUAACGGAGAUGAGAAAGCUCAUGUCAGGGAACAGCUGAGCUAGAUCUACUUAGAAAAGAAAUUUUGAAUUUCUAGAUUUCACUUCUUAUUAUUCUUAGCUGUGUUAGCUUGUAAUAACACUAACACAGGAAUGAUUUUUGAAUUGAAAAUCAAAAUUCAUUACACAGUUUCAUCA
Messenger RNA from Ricinus communis (castor bean), 2146 nucleotides. Its product is annotated as dicarboxylate transporter 2.1, chloroplastic. The record is from RefSeq and is a predicted model, not a curated record. The transcript is spliced from 5 exons. Gene Ontology annotation, cellular component: membrane. Lineage: Eukaryota; Viridiplantae; Streptophyta; Magnoliopsida; Malpighiales; Euphorbiaceae. Gene Ontology annotation, biological process: transmembrane transport. Bases 112 to 1830 code for a protein of 572 amino acids. Gene Ontology annotation, molecular function: transmembrane transporter activity.